CAUUCGGCCAUUCCAAAGCACUCACAAACACCACUCAGCAACCAAAUCUUGCUUAACUAGCUAAUUUCCUUUCAGCCAUGGCGAGGCUAAUUGCAUCAUCGUCUUCAUCAGCUGCCGUGUGCUUCGUCGUCCUCCUGAUCAUCGCCAUGGCCAUGGCGGCGGCGGCGACGGUGUCGCCGUCGGCGGCGGACAAGUGCGAGAAGGACCUGGACCUGCUGAUGGGGAGCUGCGAGGGGUACCUGCGGUUCCCGGCGGAGGCGAAGGCGGCGCCGUCGAGGGCGUGCUGCGGCGCGGUGAGGAGGGUGGACGUGGGGUGCCUGUGCGGAAUGGUGACGCCGGAGGUGGAGCAGUACGUGUGCAUGGACAAGGCCGUCUACGUCGCCGCCUACUGCCACCGCCCACUCCUCCCUGGCUCCUACUGCGGCAGUUAUCACGUUCCCGGUCCGGUCGUGUAAAAUCAAUAAAGAUGCGUUCAUUGCUGCUGAUGAUCGAAGAUCGAGCAUGAAAAUGCUGUUUGGGAGCCCGUCAAUUUCGAAUUUCAUCAUCCAAUUGAUAUUUCGUUCUGAUUAGUUUGUUUCAUCUCAAUUGUCGUUGUUGAAUAAUCCUCCGUCCAUGCUUAUGAGUACGGCUCCAUGUAUGUUUUUAAUAAAUAAAAAGGAUGGCUCCCCAUAUAUUGAUUAAA
Molecule: messenger RNA, 682 nt
Organism: Oryza sativa Japonica Group (Japanese rice)
Lineage: Eukaryota; Viridiplantae; Streptophyta; Magnoliopsida; Poales; Poaceae
Source: RefSeq, a predicted model, not a curated record